This is a messenger RNA of Eimeria mitis, 1680 nucleotides long. RefSeq names its product heat shock protein 70, putative. Gene Ontology annotation, molecular function: ATP hydrolysis activity; misfolded protein binding; ATP-dependent protein folding chaperone. The coding region runs from base 1 to 1680 and encodes 559 amino acids. Gene Ontology annotation, biological process: cellular response to unfolded protein; endoplasmic reticulum unfolded protein response; protein refolding. The record is from RefSeq and is a predicted model, not a curated record. The transcript is spliced from 5 exons. Gene Ontology annotation, cellular component: endoplasmic reticulum lumen; nucleus; cytoplasm. Lineage: Eukaryota; Apicomplexa; Conoidasida; Eucoccidiorida; Eimeriidae.
AUGGUAUUAGGAAAGAUGAAAGAAGUAGCAGAAAACUAUCUAGGGAGAGAAGUAAAGAAUGCUGUUGUUACUGUACCUGCAUACUUUAAUGAUGCUCAGCGUCAAGCUACAAAAGAUGCAGGAGCUAUUGCAGGUCUUAAUGUUAUUCGGAUCAUCAAUGAACCCACUGCUGCUGCUAUUGCUUAUGGUCUAGACAAAAAAGAUGAAAAAACUAUACUUGUUUACGAUCUUGGUGGUGGUACCUUCGAUGUGUCUGUACUCGUCAUAGAUAACGGCGUCUUUGAAGUCCAUGCAACUUCAGGUGAUACUCACUUGGGAGGAGAAGACUUCGAUCAAAGAGUGAUGGAUCAUUUCUUGAAAAUAAUUCAAAAGAAAUUCGGAAAAGAUCUGCGAAAAGAUAAGAGCGGCCUGCAGCGGCUCCGUCGUGAAGUUGAACGAGCGAAACGUGAUACUCACUUGGGAGGUGAAGACUUCGAUCAAAGAGUGAUGGAUCAUUUCUUGAAAAUAAUUCAAAAGAAAUUCGGAAAAGAUCUGCGAAAAGAUAAGAGCGGCCUGCAGCGGCUCCGCCGUGAAGUUGAACGAGCGAAACGUGCGCUUUCCUCAUCUCACCAGGUCACGGUAGAGGUUGAGGGUUUGGUUGACGGCGAGGAUUUCUCAGAAACAUUAACUCGUGCAAAAUUUGAAGAAUUAAAUGCUGAUCUAUUCCAAAAAACAUUAAAACCUGUGAAACAAGUUUUAGAAGAUGCAGAUCUGAAGAAAUCUCAGAUAGAUGAGAUUGUUCUUGUUGGUGGUUCAACUCGUAUUCCAAAGAUACAACAGCUUAUUAAGGAAUUUUUCAACGGAAAAGAACCAAACAGAGGCAUCAAUCCCGAUGAAGCUGUUGCAUAUGGUGCAGCUGUUCAGGCUGGUAUUCUAUCCGGAGAAGGAACACAGGAUAUGGUAUUGCUUGAUGUUACGCCUCUUACACUCGGUAUUGAAACUGCUGGUGGUGUUAUGGCGAAGGUCAUCAACAAAAACACCGUCAUUCCCACCAAGAAAACACAAACUUUCUCCACUUACUCAGAUAACCAAUCGGCUGUGCUUAUUCAGGUGUACGAAGGUGAGCGCCCGAUGACGAAGAACAACCAUCUUUUGGGGAAGUUUGAAUUGACGGGUAUUCCUCCAGCUCCUCGUGGUGUGCCUCAGAUAGAUGUUACAUUUGACGUGGAUAGAAACGGUAUAUUAAAUGUGAGUGCUGUAGAUAAAGGAACAGGAAAGAGCGAGAAGAUUACUAUAACAAAUGAUAAAGGUAGAUUAACACCUGAUGAGAUAGAAAGAAUGAUACAAGAAGCAGAGAAAUUUGCAGAUGAAGAUAGAAAGAUGAAAGAAAGAGUAGAUGCAAGAAAUGCAUUAGAGGGGUAUUUACACUCAAUGAAAUCAACUGUUGAGGAUGGAGAUAAACUAGCAGAUAAAAUAGAAGAUGAUGAUAAAAAAACUAUCACAGAUAAACUAACGGAAGCAAAUGAAUGGCUUGUUGCUAACCCAGAAGCAGAUGGAGAAGAAUUAAGAGAUAAACUAAAAGAAGUAGAAAGUGUAUGUAACCCUAUCAUCUCUAAGGUGUAUGGACAGACAGGAGGAUCAGCAGAUACAGGAUCAACAUCUUCAUCUGAUGAUGAUUACAAUAGCCACGAUGAAUUGUAA